UCAACCGGCCGAGCCGAACGAGCGCUGCCAUUGGCCAACAGAGCCAAAGUCUCCACGCCCCAUCGACGUACACAAACUGCACGCCCUCACUGAGCUGUUCGCUCCGUCGGUUCCAGUCUUGUUCGGGACAUCGUUGCGACGGCAUUUCGUACGUUUUUUUGGAUGGUUUCAAAUAGUAUUUUUAAAUAUUUUUACAAAAAUCAACAUUCGUACACGCUUAAGGUUUAACCCGUAGGAUAUUCCCACGUGCCGUCUGCGAACCCGCUGCUGAUGGUUAUUGCAUCGAACUGCUAUUAAUUUUCACUUGGUGAUUGCUAAUAACUUUGUGAUCUUAGUUAAUCGAUGUUGUUCCGUUCAUUUAAAGUUUCAAACGCGGUCAAAGAAAGAUGACAGUUACCAACUUCGGCAUGAUGAGGCCUUGUUUUACCGGAUACCCUUUCCAAGGCCAAGGCCGGGUGAACCAGUUAGGUGGUGUGUUCAUCAACGGUCGGCCAUUACCCAACCACAUAAGGUUGAAAAUUGUCGAGAUGGCUGCAGCCGGAGUCAGGCCAUGUGUUAUAUCCAGACAAUUACGCGUUUCCCAUGGAUGCGUUUCGAAAAUCCUGAACAGAUAUCAGGAAACGGGAAGCAUUAGGCCUGGAGUGAUUGGAGGAAGCAAACCUAGAGUAGCCACGCCAGAUGUAGAGAGACGGAUAGAGGAAUAUAAAUCGGAAAACCCAGGAAUUUUCAGUUGGGAAAUUCGUGACAGAAAUGACAAUGAGCCCGCCCAAUACCACGAUAGUAAAAGGUUAAUCAGAGAAGGUUUAUGCGACCGAGGCAGUGCACCGUCAAUAAGCGCCAUUUCGAGACUUCUAAGAGGACAUGAUGGAGAUGAUUCUGCUUCUGAUAAAAAAAUCAGCGAUGGCAAGACGUCUGAUGGAUCGGAUUGUGAUUCGGAACCAGGUAUACCGCUAAAACGGAAACAGCGUCGUAGCAGAACCACAUUUACUGCUUUACAAUUGGAUGAACUGGAAAAAGCAUUCGAACGUACCCAGUACCCUGACAUCUACACCAGAGAAGAGUUGGCUCAGCGGACAAAAUUGACCGAAGCCCGUAUACAGGUAUGGUUCAGUAACCGCCGGGCCAGGUUAAGAAAGCAAAUGUCUAGCAAUACAGGAAGUUCGACACCGGGCUCUGGGGGCUACAGUAUGGGAUUGGCUCUAGGUUACUCGCCUUCCGCCCAACAAAACCAACAGCUACCGUCGGUACCCAAUUCGUCUUCCACUCCCGCAUACAUGAUGUCGCCACAACAAUUACACGAGCCUUAUAGCACACCGGACGGAUACAAAGAAGAAGACCAUCACCAACAAAUGAUUAAAGACAAUCAACAGCAGCAGCAGCAGCAGCAUAGCAGCAUGAUGUACGGUGGCUUAGGUGCCACUACAUUGAUUGAUCACGACAAUCGUCCCCACAGUAACAUAAGCACGGAAGCGGCUACGGCUACUUCCUACAUCGGUAUCACGGCCGGUUCUUAUGCCACCACACCACUGUACACUACCACGCCGUCGUUACUCGCUUCCCAAAUGGGUCAAUUGAACGGAAACAGUCAACUCUCGCAGUUGCAUAUUGGAAGCAAUGGACAUCAGGCGACAUCGCCAAGUUUACUUUCGGGAGCAUCACAAACAUACCAAAUUGGGUCAGCAGCUCCCAACGCGCCCACAAUGAUCACUCAUCAUCAAUUGUCUCCGGUUUCUGCUAACCUUACUCUUAUGGGACAACCAAAUGGUACAAACGGAGGAGAUAGCUUGAUCACUGUUUCGUCGUCAGAACUAGUUUCAAUGCAAAGCCCAUCGAGCUGGUCCACACUGUCAAAUCACCAUGGCCAUCACCAAAUGCCUCCAAUGAAUCCCGCCCGUAUCAGCCCCCAGCCGACGCUCAUACCUACAUCGUGUAUGGGUCAAAUGAGCCCCACUUCGGCUGCCUACCACAGCUAUCAGCCACGUCAAACCCAUCCUCCAUUUUAUACGUGGUACUGAUACAUUGAUAAUAAACAAUUUGUUAUUAUUAACAACAAAAUAAACAAUAUACAAUUUUUCCUUGCAAAUAACAAUUUAGACUCUCGAAUAAUAUUUGUUUAGUUAUUUUCUAUUCAUUACGCUUUAUACAAUUAUAUGUUCCUAACCUAGAUUUUAUAUUAUAAAUGAUUAAUGAUGAGCUUAAUUUUUAAAUUAAAAAACAUAUCAUGUAAUCGAUCAAAAUAAAAAUGAAUUCCUAUUAUCCGUAGAAAAAUUAUAAUUAAUGUCUACAGUGUCUUAUCGGGAAAGAAACAAAUUGUAACUCAUUAGUUUAAAAUUGUAAAAAUUAUUUGUUAUUUUAUAAUUGAACAUAUCGAAAUAUAUUUUGUAUAGUAAUAAAAUAGUUGUAAAUGAAUGUAUUUUAUUUUUGUAAAUUUGUUUUGGUUAAAUUUAAUUUGUAUUUACAAAUAGAUUUUUUUCAGUAAUCCUUAUUUGUAGUUUAUUAAUUGUUUUUG
Messenger RNA from Daktulosphaira vitifoliae (grape phylloxera), 2509 nucleotides. RefSeq names its product protein gooseberry-like. The transcript is spliced from 9 exons. NCBI's taxonomy places the organism in Eukaryota, Metazoa, Arthropoda, Insecta, Hemiptera, Phylloxeridae. The record is from RefSeq and is a predicted model, not a curated record. Bases 387 to 2015 code for a protein of 542 amino acids. Gene Ontology annotation, molecular function: DNA-binding transcription factor activity, RNA polymerase II-specific; RNA polymerase II cis-regulatory region sequence-specific DNA binding. Gene Ontology annotation, biological process: anatomical structure development; regulation of transcription by RNA polymerase II.